AAAACAUAUACAUAAUAAUAAUAUCAAUUAUAUUUAAAGAAAAUAAUGUUAAAAUGCAAAUAAAUUAUGAGAAAAAAAGAAAUUAUUAUAUGCAAGAAACUGUAGAAGUGGAAGUCAUAAAAGCAUUACAAAAAGAAGAAUAUACAUUAAAUACGGUAAAUAGUUAUGGAGAGAAUUUAUUACAUAUUAGUGCAGCAAAUGAUUGUCUUGAUAUUAUAAAAGAAAUUUUUCGAAAAUACGAAUGCCAUCAAAUUAUUAACAGAAAAAAUAAAUUUGGUUGGACACCAUUAAUGUUAGCAAUUCGUAAUAGAAAUAUUAAAACUGUAAAAUAUCUUUUACAGCAAAAUGCUAAUAUAAAUGAAUCAACUUAUCUAGGUAUGUCUGUAUUUGGAUUAGCAGCUGCAAUAAAUAAAGAUAUGUUUGACAUUGUAUAUGAAGCAUGUCCAUCAGCAUUAUUAAAUACUCAAAAUGAUGAUAUAACACCCCUUUGUAUUGCAGCUAUGAAAAAUGAUAAAAACUUAUUUUUUAAGUUGAUAGAGUUAGGAUUUGAUGUUUCCAAAAGUAAUGAAUAUACUUAUAUUAUGAUGAAACAGUCAACAAUACCUGAAAUAAAAAAUUUUGCAAAAAAUCUUGAUAUAGAAGAAUAUUGGAAUAAUAAUUCAGAUAAUAUUUUUAUAGAAGAUGAAACAAAUGUUACAGCAUUUAACACUCAUUAUAAUAUUGGCAAAAAUUUACAAAAUCUUUUAAAACUUCCUCCAUUAAAUUUAACAAAUCAUUUAGAAACUGACCAAUGUGCUUUAAUUUCACCAACUUUGACUUUCAAUAAAAUAUUACCUACUUCUCCAAACAUAUAUUUUAUACAAAAUAAAUACAAAAUUGAUGAAAUCAACAUUAAUACAAUGCAUAACACAGUAGAUAAUCAAAUAAUUUCAAAUAAAAAUGAAAUAGUAUCAAUUUAUUUAAAAAAUAAAACUACAAAUGAACUAUCUUUGCAAAGAUUACAGUCUAUUCGGCCACCAGAUUUAGAUAUUCAAAAUGAAGAAGAAGAUCUUAAUACCACUCUUGGAUAUGUACCUGAAUUUAGUCCAUUACGUUCACCAAAUGUACCUUCAAGUAUAAAUGAUGAGAAUGUAUUUGGAGAAGAUACACCAACACCACCACGUUACAAAACACCUCCAAGAGGAAUGAUUUUAAAUUCAGAAGAAGCAAAAAUGUUUGCUUUAUUGAAACAUUAUGGAUUAAAUCAAUAUGUAUCUAUAUUUCUUCAGCAAGAAAUUGAUGUUGAUUUGUUUGUGACUUUAACUAAUGAAGAUUUAAUUGAGAUUGGUAUAGAAAAUGAAGCUGAUAGAAAAAUUAUAUUAAAUGUUAUAGCAGAUUAUAAAAAAUCAAUGGUAUAGAAAAAUAUUUAUUGUUAUUAAUUCUUUUUAAUUUUAUCUUGUUAUUUAUUGUGCACUUUUUUUAAUAUGUAACAUC
Apis mellifera (honey bee) is the source of this 1473-nucleotide messenger RNA. RefSeq lists its product as uncharacterized. NCBI's taxonomy places the organism in Eukaryota, Metazoa, Arthropoda, Insecta, Hymenoptera, Apidae. Gene Ontology annotation, molecular function: protein binding. The record is from RefSeq and is a predicted model, not a curated record. The coding region runs from base 54 to 1397 and encodes 447 amino acids. The transcript is spliced from 6 exons.